UCGGCCGAAUUGACAGCUCUAUUUUCUACCUCUGGCCAGCACUAGCAAGGAAGCACGGAAGCAAAAUGUUCAAGAAAUUCGAGGAGAAAGACAGUAUCUCAUCGAUACAGCAGCUCAAAUCGUCUGUACAAAAGGGCAUACGUGCAAAACUCCUGGAUGCCUAUCCCAAGCUGGAGACACACAUUGAUCUGAUACUUCCGAAAAAGGAUUCGUAUCGCAUUGCCAAGUGCCAUGACCACAUUGAGCUGCUGCUGAACGGAGCCGGCGAGCAGGUUUUCUUCCGGCAUCGCGACGGCCCUUGGAUGCCCACACUGCGUCUGCUGCACAAAUUUCCCUAUUUUGUGACCAUGCAGCAGGUGGACAAGGGUGCCAUUCGCUUUGUACUCAGUGGAGCCAAUGUCAUGUGCCCAGGUUUGACAUCGCCGGGUGCUUGCAUGACGCCGUCCGAGAAAAAUACAGUGGUGGCCAUUAUGGCCGAAGGCAAGGAGCAUGCUCUGGCCAUUGGACUGCUUACCCUCUCCACAGAUGAUAUUCUGAAAGUUAAUAAGGGCAUCGGCAUUGAGACUUAUCAUUUUCUCAACGACGGCCUAUGGAAAUCGAAACCUGUCAAGUAGACAGAUUUCUUUAGCCUGCAGAACCUCGCUUUCUCUUAGUCUUCUUCACAAUUUAGUAAUGAGAGCAAAGAAUGGAUUUUCUAUACGCAAAAGUCCCAAAUUUGCGAAUUUAUCUAAACUAAAAUAAUAUUCCCAAUUUUUUCGUUUUUUUAUUUAUACAUUUUUUAUUUUAAUUGUCAGUUUAACUAUUUUAAAGCUAUCGAAAUAUAAACAAUGGCAUUUAAAAUCAACUCCUGCGCACUUGUCAAUGCACGGGAGAAACCACCUGUGGAGAGAUUCAGUUAAACUAAACCUUCCGAAAGAACGUUUUCCCAAAAACAAAGCUGUGUGUGUUUAUACUUAGCUUAAGAACUGGUGAUAAAUAAAUUCGUUGUGGAAUUCUA
This is a messenger RNA of Drosophila willistoni, 997 nucleotides long. RefSeq names its product malignant T-cell-amplified sequence 1 homolog (gene MCTS1). NCBI's taxonomy places the organism in Eukaryota, Metazoa, Arthropoda, Insecta, Diptera, Drosophilidae. The transcript is spliced from 4 exons. The coding region runs from base 66 to 614 and encodes 182 amino acids. The record is from RefSeq and is a predicted model, not a curated record. Gene Ontology annotation, molecular function: RNA binding. Gene Ontology annotation, biological process: formation of translation preinitiation complex.